AUGGCAGGAGAUGACCAGCAGCUACUGCUGCCAAUGACAUAUGAUCCCGUCCAUGAUACAGCGCGCGAAAAGAAGGCGAACGAGAGACGUGACCGCAUCUUGGUGAUGUAUUCCAAGAUUUAUGCCGUCGCCAAGCUCUUCCUUGCUGUCUUGACAUCGUUUGCAGUCGAGAUGGAUGACGGAUCCACCAGCAUUACAUACCACGUCAAUCGAGUCGAGGCUCAAAUGACGCAGGACUCCAUCCCUCGUCUUCUCGAGACCAUAGAAGAUCUCUUUUAUAUCCUCAAUGCACACCUGAAUAUCGAGAUCUCCAACGUGCAGUUUUGCGAGAGUUUCCAGCGUGGCGCCAGUGGCGAUACAGAGCUUAUGCGCAACGGACGCACUCUGGCCCCUUUUAUUGUUGGAAAAUACCUUCCGAACACCACCCGCGUCCACAUGAUUUUCCAGGCAUGCAAACGCCUGCUGAAAUCAGAUGAUAUCUGCGGCCUUCUCGACAGAGAGCUCAUCCACAAGAAGCAAAUGGCUUAUGUGGAGAGAGUCAUCGAAGUCUAUGCCGCAAGCAACCUAGGCGUUAAUUGCCAUCUGGAUGACUUGCGAGUUUAUCGCGGAUAUAUCGAGCGGGUCGUGUCUUCUCGCGAAUCUCUGUCCGAAAAGGAGUGGACCGGCUUAGAUCCCAUGUACAGCUACGCACCCUGCAUGAUUCUCGCGACGAUGUCGGAGAAAUAUCUCCGUUUCACAAGCCAAAGGAACUCUAGCAACAGCAACCGCAACCACAACAGCAACCGCAACAGGCGCAGCAAUCACAGCUUCUACUACGCCCUCGCCACAGGCGCAGAUACAAUCAGCUCAACCCACCCAACAUCUACAAAGCACAAACACAGCAUCUCAACCAGCAGCUCCAACUUUUCCUUCACCUCCUUCUCCUCCUCCUCCUCCACCUCCUCCGCAAGCUCCACAGACCGCCUCCUCCCCAAGCACCGCUACAUCGAAGCAAACCGCGAAGCCGCCUACGCUAGACUCGAAGGCAUCUCCGUCGGCGAGUUCAGACGUUUCCAGGGCAAACGAUCCCUGCACGGAUACGUCCGCGACCAGCUUUGCGUCUGUCUGGGCCACUGCGUCUGCUCCCGCAAAUGCACCGUCAAGGAAGCCCCAGUCUGCCCCUGCACUGCUCACCUGAGCGAUCUCUCCGACGACGACGGCAUUGACGUGUUUGAUCAGAAACCGGUUGCCACGGAUCCGACGCGGUUUUUCUCGGAGCACUGUGCGGAUUUGGCACGUGAGUUGGCUGAUGGGUUGUGUACUGUUCGUGUGGGGCCGGAUAUGACCUUCUUCGAAGUUUAUAUUCAGAUUAAGAAGAGUGUUGGGGCUUUUCAUCAGGAGGUGUUGGCGCAUCGUGAGGAAAUGAUGAUGAUGAUGAUGAUGAUGAUGUAA
This is a messenger RNA of Paracoccidioides brasiliensis Pb18, 1431 nucleotides long. RefSeq lists its product as uncharacterized. The transcript has 2 exons. The record is from RefSeq and is a predicted model, not a curated record. The coding region runs from base 1 to 1431 and encodes 476 amino acids.